This is a messenger RNA of Drosophila kikkawai, 1294 nucleotides long. Its product is annotated as 27 kDa hemolymph protein. NCBI's taxonomy places the organism in Eukaryota, Metazoa, Arthropoda, Insecta, Diptera, Drosophilidae. The record is from RefSeq and is a predicted model, not a curated record.
CGGAUUCAUUCACUCGCGGCCAUCACUCAACCACAGUCGGAUCCACGGACGGACGCGCUUCGAUCUCUCUCCUCCAGCUCUCUCUCUCUCUCUUUGGUCGUAAUCCUCGCCAGCCAUCAUGAACAAGUACGCCAUGAUGGCCCUUUGCCUAAUGGCCGCCUUGGGGGCCCUGCUCCUGGAGGCUCAGGCCACGCCAGCCGGCACAGCAGCUGGAACCAAGCUAGAUCCCAGCCAGCUGGGUGGACUCUCGGCUCAGUUCCUGCCGCCGGAAUAUCGUAACACCAAUGUCAGUGUGGAUGACAUCAAGCGCAUGUAUCGCGAAAAGUGCAAGAAGGUGAAUGGUGCGGAUAAUGCCACCUUUUACGAGGAAAUUGAAAAGGCGGCGGCCAAGAUGAGCACCUGCAUCAGCGGUGUGGCCAACCUAACGGCUCUUCAGGAGGAAAUGGAGAAGGCCAAGCCACAGGGUGAACUGGACACCGUGUUCCACAAAUACUGCCAAAAGGCACCCGAGGCAGAGGCCUGUGUAAAGGAGUUUAACGAGAAGGCUCAGCAUUGUCUUACCGCCGAGGAGAAGCGCCACCAGGAGACUGUGUCCCGCAUUGGAGCCGCCCUGCUGGGCUUUGCCUGCUCCCGUGGCGGCGAUCAGAUUGCUCUUUUUGUGGCAGAGCAGGGUCCCGAGUGCUUGGAGGCCAACAAGGAGGCCAUUAGCAAUUGCCUCAAUCAAUCCUUCCAUAAUUAUAUACCCAAGGAUGGCAAGGUGUCGGAUUUGAUGAGCAGCCCCGAGCUUCUGUUCUCGCCCACCCACUGCGUUGACCUGCAGCGCUUCGAGGCCUGUGUUUUGCAUCACCUGGAGCAGUGCUCGGAGAUCACACCCGCCAACAUUGUCCAGUCGAUCUUUCGCUUUGUGAAGAACGAGACCGACUGCCAGGCAUGGAUGAAUGCUCGGGCCAAUGAGAAACCCAUACUGAUGGCUGCCGCUGUUGGAAAUAGUACUGGAGGUGGAGCCGCGGCUCUGACCUUGAGCCUUGCGGCACCCCUUGUGGGCGUUAUGCUGCUCCUGGUCCGCCCCUGAAUUAGCUAGCCUAGCUGAUGGUAUUUUUUUCUGUGUGAUUGUGUGUUCAAGCCGAUAGCAAUUCUUCCGAUAAGAAGCGCCUGUAUAUUACCUAUUAUUUCGGUUUCUUUUUUUUUUUUUUUUUUAGCAGUAGUGGGCACCGAUCGCAAGUAUCGGUGCCAUAUAAUUUAACGUCUCGCAAGGAAUUGAGCUCAUAAUAAACGAGAGAUUACGAUGAACGCA